CCGGCAGCAGCAAGUAGCUCGAAAUUUGGAGUGGCAGCCGCGGGUCUUCUGGGCGGGUCCUUGGGCUAGGAGCGAGCUGCCCCAGGGCUACCAUGAUUGAGUUGGUAGCAGAGCUGAGCCGAGGCCCUGUGUUUUUGGCUGGGGAGGCACUGGAGUGUGUGGUGACUGUCACAAACCCCCUAUCUCCCACGGCCACCUCUGCAUCCAGUGAAGCAUUGGCCUGGGCCAGUGCCCAGAUACAUUGCCAGUUCCAUGCCAGUGAGAGCCGUGUGGCACUGCCUCCCCCAGACUCCAGCCAACCAGAUGUUCAGCCUGACAGCCAGACUGUGUUCUUGCCACACCGAGGUGAGCGGGGUCAGUGUAUCUUAUCUACUCCUCCAAAGAUUCUGUUCUGUGACUUGAGGCUAGACCCUGGAGAGUCCAAGUCCUAUUCCUACAGUGAGGUGCUUCCUGUGGAAGGGCCCCCAUCUUUUCGGGGUCAAUCUGUCAAGUAUGUCUACAAGCUGACCAUUGGCUGCCAGCGGGUUAACUGCCCCAUCACUUUGCUUAGGGUCCCACUGAGGGUGCUUGUGUUGACUGGUUUCCAAGAUGCCCUUUUUCCCCAGGAUGAGGUUGUGGCUCCGUCUAGCCCAUUCCUGGAAGAAGAAGAAGUAGGUAGAAAGGACUCCCGUCUAGCAGAAUUAGCAGGAGAGUUCCUCAUGGCUGCCACAUCCCGACGCAGUUUGUAUCUGUACAAUAUCAGCGACGGUCGAGGGAAAGUUGGGACUUUUGGAAUCUUCAAGUCCGUGUACAGACUUGGGGAGGACGUAAUAGGGACCCUGAACCUGGGGGAGGGGACUGUGGCCUGUUUACAGUUCUCAGUGAGUCUACAGACAGAAGAGACUGUCCAGCCUGAGUAUCAGAGGCGCCGGGGGACAAGUGGUACUCCAUCUGUGUCCCAUGUGACUCAUGCCCGACACCAGGAAUCCUGUCUACAUACAACCAGAACUAGCUUCUCUCUUCCCAUUCCACUAAGCUCUACUCCAGGCUUCUGCACAGCCAUUGUGUCCUUGAAGUGGAGACUACAUUUUGAAUUUGUGACAUCUCGGGAACCUGGCUUGGCACUGCUACCCCCAAUGGAACAGCCUGAGCCUGUGGUCUGGACGGGACCUGAACAAGUGCCUGUGGACACCUUCAGCUGGGACCUCCCCAUCAAGGUGCUGCCCACGAGUCCUACGCUGGUUUCCUAUGUUGCUCCAGGACCCAGUGCCAGCACUGUCACCAUCUGAUUUGGGUUUUAGACCCCCACCAU
Messenger RNA from Gracilinanus agilis (Agile Gracile Mouse Opossum), 1291 nucleotides. RefSeq names its product RGP1 homolog, RAB6A GEF complex partner 1 (gene RGP1). The record is from RefSeq and is a predicted model, not a curated record. The transcript has 9 exons. NCBI's taxonomy places the organism in Eukaryota, Metazoa, Chordata, Mammalia, Didelphimorphia, Didelphidae. Gene Ontology annotation, biological process: retrograde transport, endosome to Golgi. Bases 93 to 1268 code for a protein of 391 amino acids. Gene Ontology annotation, cellular component: Golgi membrane; Ric1-Rgp1 guanyl-nucleotide exchange factor complex.